Molecule: messenger RNA, 669 nt
Organism: Ilex paraguariensis (yerba mate)
Lineage: Eukaryota; Viridiplantae; Streptophyta; Magnoliopsida; Aquifoliales; Aquifoliaceae
Source: the annotation of a GenBank genome assembly
AUGAGUGAAGUAAUUGCUGGAUCUGAUCCUUCAACAGAAGCAAAUACUGGCUUUGAUGCCAGUCGUAUUGCAAAAGUUAAAGCAUGGCUUGUAUCUCAAUUUGAUGCAGCUAGAAAAGAUGUCUCUGAUUUUGAUCGUAUUGCAAAAGUUAAAGCAUGGCUUGUAUCUCAAUUUGAUGCAGCUGGAAAAGAUGUCUCUGAUUUUGAAAAAGAUGUCUCUGAUUUUGAGUAUACUCCUCAAAGCAUUGCUCAUUUACAUAACCUUGCCAACAUCUCCCAAGAAAAAACUCAAGCUGCUGGCAUUGUUGCAAAGGACUUCUGCCAGAAAGCAUCUGAGUAUCAUUCCCAAGCUGCGAGGUAUCCUGAAUGUUGCUGCCAUCAAAACACCUGGUUUGGCAAGAAGAGAAAGGCUCUCCUUCAAGAUAUUGCCAUAUUGACAGGGGCUGAGUAUCAAGCCAGAGAUUUGGGAUUGCUUAUUGAGAAUACCUCGGUUGAGCAGCUUGGUUUGGCCAGAAAGGUGACCGUCAGCCAGGACUCCAGAACCAUCAUUGCAGACGCUGCAAUAAAAGAUGAGAUACAGGCUAAAAUUGCACAGAUUAAAAAUGAGUUGCUUGGGACAGAUUUUGUUUACGACUCAGAAGCUUGCCGAGCAAAUUGCCAAGUUCUNUGA